This is a messenger RNA of Drosophila ficusphila, 4238 nucleotides long. RefSeq names its product oxysterol-binding protein-related protein 8 (gene Orp8). Gene Ontology annotation, cellular component: intracellular membrane-bounded organelle; cytosol; membrane. Lineage: Eukaryota; Metazoa; Arthropoda; Insecta; Diptera; Drosophilidae. The transcript has 11 exons. Bases 585 to 3536 code for a protein of 983 amino acids. Gene Ontology annotation, molecular function: cholesterol binding. The record is from RefSeq and is a predicted model, not a curated record.
AAAAACAGAAAAUAACACGAAAGCUUGUUUCGCCUUUUCACUUCCAGCGUCUUCGGCCGCGUCAUGAAAAUAAUACUCGCCGCCUGUUCGAUGGGUGGACGGUCGGUUGGGGGAGGGUGGUGACGUCGCCAGCGCUGGUGGAUGAGCUCAUACGAAAGCGAAAAGAAACAAGUUUAGCUUUUUGGAAUACGGACGACUGCAGCCUCAGUUCAUUCGAACGCCGAACGCCAGCGACGCCGGACCGUUAAAACGAGAGAGCAAGAGAGCCGCGAAACAAAAAACGAAAACCGAAAAAAGCUAUCUAUAAAGUCUUUGCAAAAAGCCCAAAAUUGUUGUGCAAAAAAGCGAGGAAGGCUGAGACUCUUGAGCGGCUAAAACAAAAUCAAUAAUUGGCCCUGCGUCCAGCGCUAUAUGUGUGUGUGUGUGCGUGUGAGAGGGGGAGUGUGUACGUGUAUUUGUGAGAACGACAAUUGGAGCAAUGCCUGCUGAUUGAUACGAAAAAAAGGGGGAAACCAAUUACAAAAGAACCACAGAAGCGAAGGAUUAUAAUAACUAUUUUGUGCAAUAAUUAAGUGAUCAAAACCAUGCAACCCGCAACGCCCGGAACGCCUGUUAAUAAUGCUCCCUCGACGACUAAUUCAUCGGCCACCCCUGCCGCUCCCGCCGCCCCUGCUGGCGGGGGGGUUAGCAGCACUCCAAUACGCAUAAACAGUGCCAAGCAGCACGGGGCGGGGGGCGGUGACUCGCUGGCCCCCUCCACCCCGCACUCCCAUUCGAUGCCUGGAACGCCGCAACAACAAUCGAGCAGUGUGCCCACGGGAAGUCAACUGCUGCAUCUCCAGGCGCCGCUGCCCUCGGCUGGGGGAGGCGGGGGAGGAUCAGUGACCCCCUCUGGCCUGUCCAUGGGCGCCUCGAAUCAAUCGCUGGGCGUUAGUGUUGGCGCCGCCAGCAGCGUCAGUGGUAUCAGCAUAACGCCGCCGAAUAGCGCCGGAUUGCGUCAGUCGACAGUAUUCGAUUUCAAAUUCAAACGGCGACCUUCGCUAAAAGUGCUCAUGACCAAACUUCCGUCCACGGACAGUUUGAGUAACAGUCCGGCGCCGUCAUCGCCAGGAAUCGCCAAUUGGGCCUCAGACAAUCGGGAUGGCAAUCUGGCAGAUAAGUCUGCUGCUGAUGCCGCCAAACUUAAUAGGAAGGAGUCCUACAAGGCGCAAAGGAAAAACUACAGGCGGGAGAAAAAGCGAGUGGCCAGUGAGCUGAUGAACUCGCUGCAGGAUCCUGCGGUUAUUGUGCUGGCCGAUUGGCUGAAGGUUCGAGGAACCCUAAAAUCCUGGACAAAACUCUGGUGUGUUUUGAAACCGGGCCUGUUGCUUAUUUACAAGAGCCAAAAGACAAAGAGCAGUCACUGGGUGGGCACGGUGAUGCUCACCUCCUGCCAGGUGAUCGAGCGUCCCAGUAAAAAGGAUGGCUUCUGCUUCAAGCUUUUCCAUCCCCUGGAGCAGUCCAUUUGGGCACCGAGGGGUCCAGACAAGGAAACCAUUGGUGCCGUUGUCCAACCGCUACCAACCGCCUACCUGAUCUUCCGAGCUCCCAGCCAGGCGGCCGGCAAGUGCUGGAUGGACGCCUUGGAGCUGUCCCUGAGAUGUUCGGCCCUCCUGUUGCGUUCCAAUAGCAGCACGGGAGCUGCUCCUUCGUCCAGCUACGUGGGUGAACCGCUGCCCGUCUCCCACGAGACGCAAUGGUCGGAGGCGGACUACGAGAAGCACUUCAACGAUCACGAUCUAGACGCAGACAGCCAGAAUGAAGCACCCAAUGCCGUCAUGUCUGGUCUGGAAUCAGAAUCGGAAUCGGAUCCGGCUGAGCCGGCGCAGGAAGAUGGCGUCGAGCAGCCUUGUGAGGAGACGUCGUAUGUGCCCUUCACCGAGGAGGAGUUUGGCGAGCAAGGGGAGCAGGUAGAGGAGUUGGCAGAGGAGAACAAGAGCCUAAUUUGGUGCAUUGUCAAGCAGGUGCGACCGGGAAUGGAUCUGAGCAAGGUAGUGCUGCCCACUUUCAUCCUGGAGCCGCGUUCAUUCCUGGACAAGCUAUCAGACUCGUACUACCACGCGGACUUGCUCUCCAAGGCCGUGCAAGAGGAUGAUGCUUUUACGCGCAUGAAGCUUGUCGUGCAAUGGUACCUGUCCAGUUUUUACAAGAAGCCCAAGGGCCUGAAGAAGCCCUACAAUCCGAUUCUGGGCGAGCGAUUCCGCUGCUAUUGGCAGCACCCCAGCGGCAGCCGGACCUUCUACAUCGCGGAACAGGUCUCGCACCAUCCGCCCGUCUCGGCGUUCUACGUGACGAACCGCGAGGACGGCUUCAGUAUCACCUGCUCCAUCCUGGCGAAAUCGAAGUUCUACGGCAACAGCACUUCGGCGGUGCUCGAGGGCGCUGCCACGAUGACGUUGCUGCCGCGCGGUGAGUGCUAUACGGCGACCACGCCUUAUGCCCACUGCAAGGGCAUACUGAUGGGCACGCUCUCCAUGGAGCUGGGCGGCAAGAUAAACAUCGAGUGCGAGAACACCGGUUACAGGACGGAGCUGGAAUUCAAGCUGAAGCCGUUCCUCGGCGGCGCCGAUGCCACCAAUGUGGUCGUGGGCAAGAUCAAGCUGGGCAAGGAGACCCUGGCCACCAUCAACGGGCACUGGGACAAGGAGUGCCGCGUGAAGGACUCGAAGACGGGGGAGGAGACGUUGCUAUUCAAGGUGGACGCCGAGACGCGUUCCAAGCGGCUCACCAGAUACCUGGUGCCGCUGGAAGCGCAGGAGCCCAACGAAUCGCAACGUAUGUGGCAGCACGUCUCCGAGGCGAUUGCGCGCGAGGAUCAGGUGGCCGCCACCGAGGAGAAGACCGUGCUGGAGGAGCGACAGCGGGCGGAGGCCAAGACGCGGGCCAGCACCGAUUCCAUUCACAUGCCGGAACUCUUCGAGCUGGACAGCUACGGCCAGUGGCUGUACAAGUACGCCGAUCUGCGGCCCUGGGACUCGCGCAACGAUGUCCGCCAGUACGAGUGCCAGUUCAAGGUGCUCACCCAGACGCGACACAAGUCGGUGCCCAUUGUCCACGGCGCCGAGAUGAUCCAUCCCCUGCGCAGCUCCUUGGAGACGCUCUCCCGCACCCAAAGACAAGCAGGACAGGCCAUAUCGCCGGGCGGCUCCGCGGUGCCCAAGGCCAAGAACAAGAGCCUGGUGUUGGCACCGCGCGAUACCAACUCAGACUCCAGCCAGUCGCCGCAGGGAGCGGUCAAGCGCAGCUCCUCCAGCAUUAAGCAACUCGCCUUGGCAGUGGACCAGGUGAACCGCGUGCUGGAGGUCCACACCCGGCAGCUGAACGAGAUCAGCCAGCGCCUGGAGCGCAUGCAGUAUUCGCCUCCGGCUAGCAACAUGAGCGUGCAAUCGCAUCAUUUGCUGGGCGGCGGCGUUUCGCAAUCGACGGUGAUCAAGUCGCUGAUCUACGCUCUGAUCGGGCUGACCUUUAGCCUGAUCCUGCGAUGGCUGUUCAAGUAGACAGGCGGAGUCCGUCGUUGUUGAUGUCAUUUCUUUUAGGCCUAAGAAAACUUUUGGUCAACCUAUAGAUAACAAACAUAUAUAUAAACACCCUAGAGUACAGACAACGUAUAUGCUUUACUGAAUUGUACAUUUGGUCCUACUCAAAUGCCUUCGCACGCUGCCAGAGAUUCAAACCCGACCGAGGCGCGUGACCAGAACAUCCGUUGUGAGAAAGUCUAAUCACGAACUAUGUAUAAGAUUAAGUGUUUGUCGUAUGUAAGUCCCAACAAUCCAAGUCUCUCCCGCAGACAACGUCCAUGUGCAAGUCUCUUCACCAUUGUAUCCCUCUAAAUUCUUUACUCAAGCUAGACCCGUUGGGUAGGUUAGGAUGUCGGAUAUAUAUAUUUAAAUAUACACAUACGUACGAGUAGAUGCACCAGAUUUCGUAAAAAUUCCAAUUAAACCGAUUAUAGUUCGCUUUUCCGUUUCCUUCUAUAUACUGUUAUUGUUAAUGACACGACUUAGGGUGGAAAAUGAGGAUAAUAUGCUCGAGAGGCUUCCUGCCCUUUAAAUCACCACUUAUAGACAUACCUUAGAGAUUUAACGCGAAAAGUGCUUAUAAUAACUAAUUUUAGUAUCUCUUAUACACAAAUUGUUUUUCCUUUUUUUCCCAAUACCUGCAAACCUUAAAACUUAAUAAACUUCCCUUUUUCAAAUCUA